Molecule: messenger RNA, 2693 nt
Organism: Lepus europaeus (European hare)
Lineage: Eukaryota; Metazoa; Chordata; Mammalia; Lagomorpha; Leporidae
Product: protein HP-25 homolog 2-like
Exons: 3
Coding region: 104-733 (209 amino acids)
Molecular function (GO): protein binding
Source: RefSeq, a predicted model, not a curated record
AAUCAGUACAACAUUUCUCAUAGCUUUGAAAGACAAGCAGGCGAGAAAGGAACAGAAGAACUGAAGACAGGUUCAUCACAAAGACUCGCAUCUACAUUACAGAAUGCCUGGGAGAGGAGGGAGAUUUCUCUCGGUGGCCAUCAUAGCUUUGUCUCUUAUAUCAGCUAUGGCUGAUGUUGGCUCUCCAGAAAUGUCAAAGUUCUGCAACAGACCAGGAUUCCCAGGAAUUCCAGGGAUCCCAGGGCCGCCUGGUCCAGUUGGAGCAAGAGGACCCCCUGGCUUUCCAGGCCUAUCAGGCUUUCCGGGGGCUCCAGGAGACAUCGCAAAGUGUUCUUCACCCAAACCUGCCUUUGCAGUGAAGUUCAGAGAUCUCCUCCCAGGCCCCUCCCAGCCCAUCAUCUUCAAGGAAGCACUGCUUAACCAUCAGGACCACUUCAACCUCACCACCGGAGUGUUCACCUGCACCAACCCUGGCGUGUAUCACUUUGGCCUUGACAUUGACUUGUUUCGGCAAGUUGUAAAGUUAGGGCUCAUGAAAAACGGUGUUGAAGUCCUUGAGAAGGAAGCCAGGGCUGAGGACCACAAUAGGCAUGUUUCUGGAAGUGUCAUCCUGAAGCUGUUAAUGGGAGACAGGAUCUGGUUGGAAUCCAAGCUAGACACUACAGAUACUGAGAAAGGAUUGGUUCAAAGUGUGUUCUAUGGGCAUUUGCUCUAUGAAAAUGAGGAGGAGUAAGAGCACGCUUAGAUGGCUCCAGUAGAUCGAAAUUUCAGAACAACCCUCCACCCCAUCUUUUCCCCUAAGUCCAGUGAAUGGCUACCAUUUGGAAGAGCCCGAUUUACCAAUGUGAAUGUACUCCUAAAAGCAGUAAAGAUGCAUAAUCCAUCAACUGGUCAACCAUUUCUUAUUGAAAGUCAUCAAAUUUCCAGUAUUCUACUAUAAAGGGACUUCAAAAACGUUUGUGCAAAAGUGUGAUUAAAAGACGUUUGUUUUUGUUCAAAAAAGCUUUGAAAUUCACACAUGAGUUUUUCAUAAUAUGUAGUUCCAGAAAUUUUGAAGUCCUCUUGUGUAUCUUAGAAACUAUGGAGAGAUAAUACGCCAAGAAAUCACAUCUGAGUGCAAAUCCCACAUAAGAACAUGAAGCCACAUCAUUUCUUUGAUAGAUCAUGGCUAAAACUUUUCUGAAGAGUAAAAAAAAAAAGCCUCUUGAUAAUAAUCUUCAACAAUGUCUUAUUUCAAAUUUAGGUUAUAGUUAGAAAAGCAAAUAUCCCUUGGAGAAACUUUGCUUAAAGUCAUACUAAGUUUCGAAUACAUGUGUUCAAAUGCAUAUUUUUGCACUGGGUGCAUAAUGUCUAUUUGAGCACAGUCUGAACAGGAAGAAGAACAUGGUUUCUGGGAACACUUGCUGUUGCUUAAUCCUCAUCAGAGCUCCUCCUCUCUGGGUCCCAGACUUUGACCUCAUUCUUCCAUCUGGAGCAAAUCCAUUCCAUCUGUCUGCACCCACAACCAGCUUCUUCCUGAGAGCCAUCAUGUACCCACAAGCCCACCCACAGCCUAGUUUAAUAAAACUUCGCCUCUUUUGUAACUCACAGAAAAGAUGCUUCCAAGCCUACCUGUUGGCCUGAUGUAUGCAGUUUCAAUGCCUCCUGUCUACCACUGUACAGGUGACAGUGACCAUCUUACCGAGAUCUGCUUGUCAGAGCAUGCCCUACCCAGACUUGAAAUGGCCACUGAAGUGUGUGCUGAGUGGAGAACUUAGAUCUAUCCAGUGAGACAAAACAGAGCUUGAAACAGUUUUUUCUUUUAAAAUAUGUCAGGAGGACAGAUAGAAGUUGAACACAUCUUAAAGUAGAAAGGGAAACAUCAGAACUUUUUAAUUUGACUGAGGUAGAAAAUGAGGAGGAAGAGUGUGGUCUACGAGCAAUUGAAUUGCUUGGUGAAGCUCAAUCAUUUUUACCUGCAGAAUCAAGUCCAUUUGUCCAUUAAACAAUUCAAUGAAUGUCUGGUUCUUUUGGGACCAAAACACCAAUCUAUUUAAUAUUAUUGGUAAAAUUCCUACUUUUUUACUUGUAUUAGUUCAAUAUAAAAUCUAAAUACAAUGGGAUAACUUCAAGAUUUACACUCUGUAAUUUAGAAUAACUACUAGAAAAAAUAAUCAAAGAAAGAGAGCUGGAAACAUUAUAAUAGCUUUUAAAUGGAGUCAUGAAAUAUAUGAAACAAAACAGGUCAAGAAAGAUGGAACAGAGGAACAUAUAAUAAAUGAAAAAGAAAAAAAAGCUAGCAAAAUGGCAGACCUAAAUAAAUAUGUAGAAAUAAUUACAUUAAACGUAAGUAAAGCAAGUACUUAAAAGAAGGUAUAUCAAGUUGGAUAUAAGAAAGAAAACACCAAAUAUCAGCUGCCUAGGAGAGAUACAUUGUAAACACAGGAACACAAAUAGUUUGAAAGUCAAGGAAUAGAUAAAAUAUAACAGGCAAGUAGUAGACACAACAAUAUGGUUUCAAAAUUAACUUCAAAUAAAACACAAUCAAAUUUUACCAGAAUCAAAGAUACAAAUUUUACUAGAUACAAAGCAUGGCCCAGCCGUGGUUGCUGUGGGCAUUUGGGGAUUGAACCAAUGUGUGGAAGAUCUCUCACUCUCGCUCUUUGUCUUUGACUCUUUGCUUUUCAAUUAAAAAAAAGCUCUGAUUGUGCGCA